AUGUCGUUUGAUUUCAACCCUACGCCGGACGCAGGCUCGACGGAUCCGAUGUCGGACUUUUUGCAGCGUGAGAAGCAGGCGGCUGGUGAGCUGUUGGGCGGCGACCAGGACUUGUUUGGCAGCAGCGGCCACCACAAGAACAGCAGCACCAACGCAGCGCCUACGCAGCUCCCGAGCGACCUGGAUGACUUUGAGCAGCGUGCCAAGGCCUUUCCGGCGCUGGAUGGCGAGGAGGCACUGACGGACACGCCUGCCCCGCCGAAGCCUGCGACGGAGGAGGAGCGAUUCCAGGCCUCGUUCCCACCGCUGGACAGUGCGUCGUUGGACGCUGGUGACGAUGCAGGUGCGUGGGAUUCGUGGGACACCGAGGAGCGAGAGGUCCCGGCCCCUGCUUCGGUCCCGGUGCCAGCCCCGGUAGCGGAGGCUACGCCAGAGGUGGCGGCCAAGCCCGCGCCUACGUCGAUGCCAGUGGCAGAGCCGACGCCGGCGAGGGAGCCAGCGCCUGUUGAGGCGGCCAGUACGACCAAGACACCGUUCACGUAUGCCGACCUGGACGAGGACACGGAGCCGUUGCGUGCCUGGCGUGAGAAGCAGGAAGAGGAGAUUGCACGCCGUGAAGCGCAAGCGGAACGUCAUCGUGCGGAGGCCAUCUCCAAGGCCGAGCAGGAAAUCGACCAAUUCUACGCAGACUACAACGCACAGAAGGAAAAGAAUAUCAAGAAGAACAAGGAAGCGGAAGCGCGUUUCCUCGAGCAGAAGCAGAAAGAGCUGGCAGAGGGUACGACGUGGACGCGCAUCACGAAGCUCCUCGAUUUGCAAAACAGCCAGUCGAAGACCAUUGCCAAGACGGGCGCUGGUGCGAGUGACUUGACGCGGAUGAAGGAGCUGUACCUCAGCCUGCGUCGCGAGGGUGAGAAGGCGCCGGGUGCUGCGGGGUACUAA
Malassezia pachydermatis is the source of this 942-nucleotide messenger RNA. Its product is annotated as clathrin light chain. Lineage: Eukaryota; Fungi; Basidiomycota; Malasseziomycetes; Malasseziales; Malasseziaceae. Gene Ontology annotation, cellular component: plasma membrane; clathrin coat of coated pit; clathrin coat of trans-Golgi network vesicle. The transcript has a single exon. Bases 1 to 942 code for a protein of 313 amino acids. The record is from RefSeq and is a predicted model, not a curated record. Gene Ontology annotation, biological process: intracellular protein transport; clathrin-dependent endocytosis; clathrin coat assembly. Gene Ontology annotation, molecular function: clathrin heavy chain binding; structural molecule activity.